This is a messenger RNA of Camelina sativa (false flax), 707 nucleotides long. RefSeq lists its product as uncharacterized. The record is from RefSeq and is a predicted model, not a curated record. Lineage: Eukaryota; Viridiplantae; Streptophyta; Magnoliopsida; Brassicales; Brassicaceae.
AAGAACACUAUGGUGGAAAAGAAAAGCUUCAGAAUUGUUAAGUCAAAUUACUUAAUUACCCUCAACCCUUUGCUGUUAUCACAAAAACAACAUUGCCCCCUUAUCACCAUGUCUGAGGAGAAAUCUCAUUCCGGGAAAGUGAAAAUGCUGACCUUACAACACAGUAGCUUCAUCUCAUUCUCUCCCAGCGACAACAAACUCCGAAGUUUGACUAAUGGCUUCACGAUAAUGUCGAAGAAGAGAGACUUUGCUGAGAAAUCAAACGAAAAAGGACCUCUCUUGCGAAUCAAAGUCCCCAACACAAUUCUUGCUCGAUCUGCUAUCGCUGUUUUGGGUUUGGGAUUCAUUGAUGCUGGGUAUAGUGGUGAUUGGUCAAGAAUAGGUGUGAUCUCUAAAGAAACAGAGCAACUUUUGAAGAUUGCUGCUUUUCUUGUUGUUCCUCUCUGUAUCUUUCUUAUACUCUCAUUUUCCAAUGAUACAACUGAUUAAAGAUUCCUUGAUUCCUUCUAUAAUAGUGGUGAUUGGUCAAGUCACUAAGCAAGUACAAAAGCUCUGCUUAGUUCAUCACAAUAUUCAAACUAGAUUAGAUCUGUCUAUGGAAUCUAGAAGGUUGAACUUAUAAGAGAAAGUGACUUUUUGUUCACUUGGGAAUAACUUGGAUAGUGUACAUUGCGUCUUCUAUGGAGACACACAUACAUAUUCAUACA